Messenger RNA from Drosophila melanogaster (fruit fly), 979 nucleotides. RefSeq lists its product as uncharacterized. The record is from RefSeq and is marked reviewed. Gene Ontology annotation, cellular component: cytoplasm; anchoring junction. Bases 87 to 623 code for a protein of 178 amino acids. The transcript is spliced from 2 exons. Lineage: Eukaryota; Metazoa; Arthropoda; Insecta; Diptera; Drosophilidae.
CUGUUUUGUACAUUUUGUAUUUUAACCUCAAUUUACGAUAUAUACGAGCAAUUCAAUCAAAAAAGAUUACCAAUCGAGAAGCCAAAAUGACUGAGAGCAUUGUGUGUCACAAGUGCCAGGAGGCCAUCACCAAGCGUAUGAUCACCGCCCUGGGCAAGACGUGGCACCCGGAGCACUUCCUGUGCCACCACUGCGAUGAGCAGAUCCUGGAUGCCACCUUCAAUGUUCAGAGCGGAGAACCAGUGUGCAACAAGUGCUUCGUGGAGCGGUACACCUACACCUGUGCCGGCUGCAAGAAGCCGAUCCUUGAAAAAACCAUCUGCGCCAUGGGGGAGAGGUGGCACGAAGCUUGCUUUUGCUGCGGCGGUGCCUGCAAGAAGCCGCUCGCCAGUCAAACGUUCUAUGAGCGCGACGGCAAGCCCUAUUGCAAACAGGAUUACGAGAACCUCUUUGCUGCCAGGUGCGCCAAGUGCGAGAAGCCUAUAACGGACUCAGCGGUGCUCGCCAUGAACGUGAAGUGGCAUCGCAAUUGCUUCCAGUGCAACAAAUGCGAGAAUCCUAUAACCUCGCAGACUUUUACCAUCGACGGGGACAAGCCCGUGUGCCCCGCCUGCAAUUGCUAACAUCGUCCCGGACCCAUGAUCUUACUCCAAAUUGUUUAGUUCCUUUCUUACACUAAUGUUGAAAUAGUUCCCGAUGCUUAUGAAGCCUAGAGGCAUGAAAGAAAUCAGACCCACACAUUUGACCACACUUAACAUUUCGCACACGCACACACUAAAUAAAAAUAAAUAUGUAAAGUCUCUGUAUUGGGGUGGCCAGGUAAACCCUUUUAUCGUUAAGAUUUGCCUAAGACCAACAACACCCACAACAACAUACUGAUUACUGCGAGAUAAACUAGAACGCAAGCCCUUUCCCAAUUUUGAGUAAAUAUUUUCCCCAAACCCAGUGAAAAGAAGCUGUCGAGGAAAGUGUGCUUGAU